AAAGAAUUUAGGCACAAAGCCUCUGUCGAUAGACCAUACGCUAAGAAGACUUAUAAGUGCUAUCACUCACUGAAGCUGACCACUCAGCCUGCCACGUUGGCUAGGAAGAAGUUUCGGUUCCCUCCGGGCGCUACACAUAUUCCCAGCUUUCCAACCAACAUCAGAUCUCUCAAUCCCACACCAACACCAACACCACCUCUCAUCCAAACUCGAAACACCAAAACACCAAGACGCGAAACAUCAUGACAACUCCCUGCAGAAAAUUCUCAGAAUGAGGCCUUUAUCCGCAACUUACGCAAGGCGCCCACGCCUCGUGUAUGAUACAUUCUCUUUAUGAUUGGCUUGUCAUAAGAGCCCAUUGUCACUAAGGAAGCAACUUAUGAAACUGCGCCUGUUUCAUGAGGGAGAAGAAAAACGAUUUAUCUCUCCGAGAGUCCAAGAGACGGUCCCCUGCCGUCCUAGUUCGUCACACGGAGAUAAAUCCCAAAAAGGGAGGAGUGUCAGGAGACAUUCUUUGAGAUCUUUUCGACCACACGUUAAAGAUUUUUGCCCUGUUCAAGAUCUACAGCUGCCCCCUGACUUGGAGGCGAUCGUUCAGGGGGUUGCUCAAGAUGGCAGGCCUCCAGAAUGCCCAGCCUGCAAUGACAAUGGAUCCAGUCGGACCUCCGAUACUAUUAUCUAGUCGCACCAAGGUCCAAGGUCAAGGCCAAGCUACUCAUGGUAGCUGCGAACUUAUACCUAGCGGUAUCUCGAUGUGCAGCAUAAAUCUUUGCGAAAUUCCUCUCUGUGGCCGUCAAAUCUCACUAUCCUCAAUUUUUCUUGUCUUGGCAAGAAUGUGACAACUGACUGGUUCUGGACUUUCAAGCCACUAAUCCAUUUCAACACGAUCGCUUGGCCAUACCCCUGUCGCUCAGCCUUAUAUCCCUGUCAUCGCCCCCUGAUUGGCAUCGGAACCCCGCUAUCAAGAGCUAGGUUUCUCGUAAUAAUGGCUGGCCCAGCACGACGGACUGCCACUGCAGGGGAUGACACGGAUGUCCGAACAAUGCAUUGACUCGACAAUGAGCUCGGAUCACUGAGGCAAAUCAUCAGAUGGAUGUCGAAUUAUUAUGUGAAUCUUCCUGUCGAGCCUUCCAACAUGUUAGAACCCAAGGGGUAUUUCCAAGGUGAAAUGUAUUCCAGGACAUGAACAGAAGCCUUCUGUGCUAUUUUCCGUAGCAUGACGUUGAGAGCAGGGUUGUUCAAAGUCCCCAGUCUGGCCAUCGUCCUUCCCGAGCACUUGGUUCGACAGGGCCUGAUUGGUGGUCGCACAACUGGAGUCCCUUGCGCCCCAACCACAUAUUCUUUUCAGUCAUCACUUCACCGACUAAGCUCCCUUGCCACAAUGGAGUAUGUAUGGGCGGCCUACGCUAAGCUGACGGCAUUGAACCCGUUUACAAACGACAAAUCAUUGAGUGGCUCAUCAUUCUUGUAGAAGGCGCUUGAACAAACCGUACAGGGGCCUCGCAGCUGAACAAGGGCGACGGCAAUAGAUCCGUUGUCGUCUUCCAUACAGAUCCCUCUUUCAGGCAGGACAGAUUCCCUGCAAACACACGAAUCGCUAGUCAGGGGCAAACCUCGUCUUUUCCUCUGGGGUAUGCAUGGGUCCAGUCCACUCACACUUUCCUUUCGUGACCAGAUGAGUUUUGAAACAUUGUCGUCAGCCUAUCAUGCAUCGCUUGCUGCAAAUCGUCUCUUAGUCCUCCGGGCCUAACCCCUCCGCCUUGCUUCGAAACGAGACUCAGCAAUUGCAUUGAAGAAACCUGAGUGGCUAUGCAUGUUUACUAGCAGUUGACUCUUCCCUGGCUACACGGAGAAAAGGUCCACUAUGAUCGCCUCUGAGUCGCAUGCAGCCGCGUCCGUUCGCAGGUGUUUCUCCCGCUCACGGAAUCCCCUUGCCUCUAUGUCUGCCCUCAGAACACUGGUGGCCAGUCCAUCGAGCAAGCUCAAGUCCAUAUAAGACGCCGUUUCCUCCCCCGUGUUACCAUUCUUCUUCACCAACGACUUCAAAAGUCUCCAGCCAGUCCUUCAAAGUGAGAUUGUCUCAACGACAUUUCCAUUCCUUCUUCUUUCUUUCCAAAGGCUAGUCCUUUCU
This is a messenger RNA of Fusarium odoratissimum NRRL 54006, 2131 nucleotides long. RefSeq lists its product as uncharacterized. The record is from RefSeq and is a predicted model, not a curated record. The transcript has a single exon. Bases 380 to 682 code for a protein of 100 amino acids. NCBI's taxonomy places the organism in Eukaryota, Fungi, Ascomycota, Sordariomycetes, Hypocreales, Nectriaceae.